Sphaerulina musiva SO2202 is the source of this 1844-nucleotide messenger RNA. Its product is annotated as 4-aminobutyrate aminotransferase. The coding region runs from base 49 to 1602 and encodes 517 amino acids. Gene Ontology annotation, molecular function: pyridoxal phosphate binding. The record is from RefSeq and is a predicted model, not a curated record. NCBI's taxonomy places the organism in Eukaryota, Fungi, Ascomycota, Dothideomycetes, Mycosphaerellales, Mycosphaerellaceae. Gene Ontology annotation, cellular component: mitochondrion. Gene Ontology annotation, biological process: GABA catabolic process. The transcript is spliced from 2 exons.
AUCUUGAUCUCCUCCCCGCCUGACUGAUAAUCAACCACUUCAGCAGCCAUGGCGUCCCUCCUGAGAAGCACUACCCGCCUGCAGCAGACACUUCGAUCGUCCGUCCGUCCCUCAAUGGUGCAGCGAACCAUGGCUACCAAGUCGCCCUCACACCUUGCCAGCGCGGCAGCAGCCGUCAAAUCCGCAGUGUCAGACUCGACUGAGCGACCGUAUUUCCCAGACGAGCCGACCGGACCCGUCAUUCGCACACAGAUCCCAGGCCCGAAGUCGAAAGAGGCGAUCGCAGAACUGGACGCGGUGUUCGACACGCGGUCCUUGAAUAUGAUGGCGAACUACCAGAACAGCUUUGGCAACUACAUUGCGGACUUGGAUGGAAAUGUGCUGCUCGACGUGUACGCACAGAUUGCCUCGAUCCCCGUUGGCUAUAGCAACCCAAACCUGCUCGCUGCUGCGACCACUCCAGAAAUGGCUUCUGCCAUCAUCAACCGGCCCGCCCUGGGUAACUUUCCACAGCAUGACUGGGCACACAUUUUGAAGACUGGCAUCUUGAAGGCUGCGCCCAAGGGAUGUGACCAAGUCUUCACUGCCCAGGCUGGAUCUGAUGCCAAUGAGCUCGCGUACAAAGCUGCAUUUAUGUGGAAACGUCGUCAGCAGCGUGGCGGCCCUGACGUUGACUUCACUGCUGAGGAAAUUUCGUCUUCCAUGAACAACCAGUCUCCUGGCUCGCCAAACAACAUGUCCAUCUUGUCUUUCAAGACUGCCUUCCACGGACGACUCUUCGGCUCUCUUUCGACCACUCGCUCGAAGCCGAUUCACAAGCUCGACAUUCCUGCCUUCGACUGGCCUCAGGCCUCAUUCCCAGCUCUCAAGUAUCCGCUCGAGCAGCAUGUCGAGGAGAAUGCGAAGGAGGAGGCUCGCUGCUUGGCUGAGGUUGAGGAUCUGCUCGUCAACUACCACAACAAGCCUGCUGCAGUGAUUGUCGAGCCUAUCCAGUCUGAGGGUGGUGAUAAUCAUGCGAGCCCAGCCUUUUUCAACGGCCUUCGUGAAGUUACUCGAAAGCACGAUGUACUCCUGAUUGUCGAUGAAGUGCAGACUGGUGUUGGUGCCACUGGAAAGUUCUGGGCACACGAGCACUGGAACCUCAAGGACGCACCAGACAUGGUGACAUUCAGCAAGAAGGCGCAGACUGCUGGCUACUACUUUGGUAACCCUGAGCUGAGGCCCAACAAGCCUUACCGCCAAUUCAAUACAUGGAUGGGUGACCCCGCUCGUGCCCUUCUCUUCCGUGCCAUCAUUGACGAAGUCGACCGCCUCAACCUUGUGGAGAACACUGCUGUUACGGGCGAAUAUCUCUACAAUGGGCUUGAGAGCCUCGGCAAGCAAUAUCCUGGCCAGAUUCAGAACCUCCGUGGCAAGGGCCAAGGCACGUUUAUUGCAUGGGACUCCCCCAACCGCGAUGAGGUUCUGAAGAAGGCCAAGGGUGUGGGUAUCAACAUCGGCGGUUCGGGCGAGCGAGCCGUACGUUUGAGGCCUAUGCUUAUUUUCCAGAAGAAGCAUGCCGACAUCUUCUUGGAGGGGCUCGAGAAGGUGUUCCGAUCAUGAGACGCGAAUGGACGAAAGCCCGUUGUGGCAUGCUAAUGAUGAUGAUGAUUUGAGAAGCAUUGAAGCGUUUUCUGUUUCUUUUUGUUCGGAACGAUGGGCGAACGACAACGUUGGAACACUGCAUGGCGUUCAGGAUGGGACGACGACGUUGGACCAAGAGGUUUCUGUGUCAAAAAACCAACUAUCGUACGGCGUGUUUGAAGAAGUGCGCGUCUCGAAACAUUUCAGAUAUUGAUUCCGUU